AUGCGGAACACACACUCUCUGAUGUCAUGUCCGAGUUUUAGGGUUGGUGGUGCGUUCACGGCCCUCCCACCACAGCAGACGUUCAUCUACCUGUCUCAGGUAUGAACCUCCUGUUUGACAUGUUUGAGCACGCGCCAAACUGUUUAUCACUGCCAAAAAUGACUUCCGGUUAAGGUCGGCUUUCAAAGUAAAAGCUGCAGUGCCACGAUAAGGUAAAAUACUGUACAAUGUAGAUUAAAGUGAAUUAAUGUCAUUAUAAGUAAAAGUUUGAUGUUGCAGGGCGGUUUGCUAUAUAGACAGUAGUCCACACAGAUACAAAAGCAAUAUAACAGAGUGUAAGAUCCACAGACAGCUGAUUGGAUAACAAACAGUCUGAAUCUGUUUCUGUUUAUCCUCAUAAGCAGAUGAUUCAUGUUUGACAUUUCAGGUUGCUGUCUUUAAUUUUGAUAAAGUCCAAAUAAACACAUUUUGUUUGGGGUCUGCAGAAUAAAGUUUAAUCUGCUCUAUGGAGUAUAAAAAAAGCUGUCUCACCAUGGUAACCAACUCUGAGGUCUUUACCUGGACCAGGUAUUGUUCAGAGGCUCUAAAACAGCAUCCUUUCAGUGAUCCUCUGAGAAAUAAUCUGAAGGUAGAAACAUUAUCAACUGUGAUGUUUAAUAAAUUGAGCAAAAAGAAACAGUGAUACUGUUUUACUCUCCGUCUUCUGUGUUUACCUAUUUGUUAAGGUGACGUAAACUUUUUAGAUUCAGCAGAUUUGUUACCCAUACAGGUAACUGGAUGGUCAAACCCAAACAUUCAUUUAUAAGUCAUAGGACAAAAGGGUUUAUUUCUAGUAGAGCUAAUAUAAGAUGCUACUGAAAAUGUAUUAUCAUGAAAAGUUCAAUAUUCUUCAUCAGUUAUGUUAGAAAUGUGAUAUAUUCUGUGGUCCAAAUGUGCCCAUUUCUGUUAUAACCUAAAGCUUUGAAAAGGACAAAUACAUAAAUCACUAUUUAAACAGAACAAAUCCAGUGUAUCUGAGUCUACUUUAAUACAUGCACCUUUUGCCACAGAGAAGACUGCUGAAAAGUCUGGCUGUUCCCAGUCUAUGUGAAGCAGAUUCAUGGACCGAAAGGGAAAAGGGAGGGAGGAAAAGUGGACCAAGCAACAGGGAUGAGAGCAGCCUGGAGAAGAUUCAAGAACUUAGGAGCUUCAUGAAGACUGGACUGAGGCUGGAGUCAGAGCAUCAAGAGCCUCUACUAUCAGAUGAGUCCAGGAAAUGGUCUACAAGUGUUCCUGCAGUCAAGAUCCUCCUGAGACAUCAUCAGAGUCUCACCUGGACUAAGAGGACAAAGAAGUGGACUAUGACCCAGUGGUUUUCAGAUUAUUGUUAUGUCCUCUCCUGA
Messenger RNA from Xyrichtys novacula (pearly razorfish), 1382 nucleotides. The record is from the annotation of a GenBank genome assembly. Lineage: Eukaryota; Metazoa; Chordata; Actinopteri; Labriformes; Labridae.